Fundulus heteroclitus (mummichog) is the source of this 988-nucleotide messenger RNA. RefSeq names its product enkurin, TRPC channel interacting protein (gene enkur). The transcript has 5 exons. Gene Ontology annotation, molecular function: calmodulin binding. The coding region runs from base 81 to 839 and encodes 252 amino acids. The record is from RefSeq and is a predicted model, not a curated record. Gene Ontology annotation, cellular component: acrosomal vesicle. NCBI's taxonomy places the organism in Eukaryota, Metazoa, Chordata, Actinopteri, Cyprinodontiformes, Fundulidae.
UGCUACGGUUGCCUAGCAACCCACAGUCUGGGUGUAUUUAACGUUUUAAAAAAAAGUUGCGCUUUCGCAGCUCGUCCAGCAUGUCUGAAGCCAUCUAUCCACCAGAGAGCGUGUACAACUGCAUCCCAAAGGAGCAGGAGGAAAUUAAAAACCCGCCACGGUAUGUAUCCAAGCACAAGCCAGCUGUCGUUCUUGAGCAUAACUUAAACAAAAACGCGAAGAAAACGAUGGGACCCCCGAAGCUGGAACCGCCGUCUCCGGAGAAGUACCUCAAAAAGCAUUCGAAGCAGCUCGAACCUCCCCAGAAGGCAGAAGAUGUCCCCAAGAUUUAUGCUUGCGGCGUGAGAAGGCCGCCGGUCCCUGGACAGACCGACAGGCCACUGAUGGGGAUCCAGACCAAGAGGGAUUUCUUACAGUCGACUUCAUUAGUUCCCAAGAAGCCCAAGGCCUCAUGUGUGGAUACAAAGAACGGAGAUAAACAGUACCUGGAAAACUCUGGACUUGUCCCCAAAUACAUCCUGAAAAAGGGUUAUGGUGAGGUACCCGCGUACCUGCGGCAGCGCAGUGAGGCUGAGCAAAAGGCUCAGGAGGAGUAUGAGCGCUUUGUAAGGGAGCAGAACGUCAUGCCACAGCUGUCAGACGAGGAGCAACUCGCUGCCAUAGAGGGCCUGAAGAAGAAGUGGGAUGAACUCCAUCAUGAAUACCAGGGCCUUCCUCUCAUCAUCGACACCUUGUCGAAGAAAACCCGCAAGAUCCGUCUGGAGGAGCAAAUGAGUCAGCUGCAGAAGGACAUCAGCUUCUUAGAACGGUUCAAAACCAUCUAUAUUCACAAAAAUUAGCCUCUGAUGGCUUCGGAUGUCUUUAACCCGCUCAUACUCCCGAUGUGACUUUGGAGGAAUAAAAUUCUCUCUAUCCAUUGCAGCUUUCCUGUGAUCUCUAAAGCUGUGCUAGUUUUAUUGCAGUGAAGACCUGUGGCUAUAUCUGAUGU